GGAACUUGGAAAUCUCCAAAAUAAAAAAAAUAGAUACAAAAAUAAAUAGUAAGAAAAAUAUCUUAUGAAACACACACAAAAACUGGCCACCAUGAAAAGCCAAGUGAGGCGCCAAAUACAAACAAGACAGGAGUAUUAGCAGUAGUAGUAUUUGUUACCACUUGAGCAUUACUAGCAGAAGCAACUGGAUUGUGUUAAUGGCUGACAAAUUAGGUCUCCCUCUUCUACUCCCAAACCCUCCACCUUCUAAAUCCAUCUUCCAAGAACCUCACUUCACUGUUUCCUCCAAUAAUCAACCUCCUUUAACUCCAUUCCUAAACGACCUUUUUCACCAUCAACAAAACCCCAACAACACUUCCCCAAAUUUCCCUUCAACUUCCACACAAUCACAACCCCAAAUCCCUCAAUCCACAAAUUUCCCUUCACCAAUUCCCAGAACAACACGACGUCGUAUUGGCAAAAACAAUGAUUCCAACAAAGGCAAACCAUGGAAUCCUCAUAGACUUUCACCUCAAGGUGAGAAAAUUCUCCAAACCCUUAUUAACCCUGAAUUCCAAACCCAAAAUAUUCACCAAAUUUUGCUCAGUUUGUAUACUGCACAUCGUUUAGAAAGUUCUGAAUUGGAUACUGAGUCUUUGUGUUUUGAUGUUUUGGGUAUUAUUAAGGGUUUAGGUUACUAUAAAAAAUGUGACCUGGCACUGAAUGUGUUUGAAUGGGUUAGAAACCGACCCGAUUCGGGGGUUUUGUUAAACGGGUCUGUUAUUGCUGUGGUUAUAAGUAUGCUUGGUAAAGAGGGUAGGGUUUCAGUGGCUUCAAAUUUGCUACAUAAUUUGCAUAAAGAUGGUUUUGGUAUCGAUGUUUAUGCGUAUACUUCGUUAAUUACUGCGUUUGCGCGUAAUGGGAGGUAUAGGGAUGCGGUUAUGGUUUACAAGAAAAUGGAGGAAGAAGGGUGUAAACCUACUUUAAUUACUUACAAUGUGAUUUUGAAUGUUUAUGGGAAAAUGGGUAUGCCUUGGAGUAGAAUUUCGGGUGUUUUUGAAGGUAUGAAGAACUCUGGAGUUGUUCCUGAUGCUUAUACGUAUAAUACUCUUAUUACUUGUUGUCGUCGGGGUUCUUUGUAUGAGGAAGCUAGGCAGAUUUUUGAGGAGAUGAAGAAUUUCGGUUUUAUGCCCGAUAAGGUUACAUAUAAUGCAUUGUUAGACGUGUAUGGGAGGUCUAGGAUGCCAAAAGAAGCCAUGGAGGUUUUACGAGAGAUGGAGUUGCAUGGGUUUUCGCCCAGCAUUGUGACUUACAAUUCUUUGGUAUCUGCGUAUGCUAGGGAUGGUUUAAUGGAGGAAGCAAUGGAGCUUAAAUCCCAGAUGACAGAUAAAGGGAUUAAGCCUGAUGUUUUUACAUAUACCACUUUGUUCUCCGGAUUUGAGAAGGCUGGGAAAGAUGAAUCGGCAAUGAGAAUAUUUGAAGAGAUGACAAGUGCGGGGUGUAAACCAAACAUCUGUACUUUCAAUGCUCUUAUUAAGAUGCACGGGAACCGGGGAAAAUUCAAUGAAAUGAUGAAGGUUUUUGAUGACAUCAGGACAUUUGGUUGUUCCCCGGAUAUUGUCACUUGGAAUACGCUGCUAGCCGUAUUUGGCCAGAACGGAAUGGAUUCAGAAGUCACCGGAGUGUUCAAAGAAAUGAAGAGAGCGGGCUUCGUAGCUGAACGGGACACCUUUAAUACUUUAAUUGGUGCUUACAGUCGUUGUGGAGCUUUUGAUCAAGCUAUGGUCGUUUACAGACGAAUGUUAGAUGCUGGGGUCACUCCGGAUCUCUCCACUUAUAAUGCUGUUUUAGCAGCAUUAGCUCGGGGAGGGCUAUGGGAACAGUCUGAAAAAGUACUUGCAGAAAUGAGAGAUGGUCGUUGUAAGCCUAAUGAGCUAACAUAUAGUUCUUUACUUCAUGCGUAUGCUAAUGGGAAAGAGAUUGACAGGAUUCAUACUCUUGCAGAAGAGAUAUACUCUUCUGUAAUCCAGCCUCAUGUUGUGCUUUUGAAGACCCUUGUAUUAGUUUAUAGCAAAAGUGAUCUUUUAGUGGAGACUGAACGAGCUUUUUUGGAGUUGAGAAGUAGAGGGUUUUCGCCAGAUAUAAGCACCUUAAAUGCCAUGCUUUCCAUUUAUGGUCGAAAGCAAAUGUUUACAAAGGCAACUGAGAUCAUGAACUUCAUGAAGGAUACUGGUUACACUCCUAGCUUGACUACGUAUAAUAGUUUGAUGUACAUGUACAGCCGGUCUGGCAAUUAUGAGAAAUCGGAGCAACUACUAAUGGAAAUUAUAGCAAAAGGGGUCAGGCCUGAUGUUAUUUCGUAUAACACAGUAAUAUAUGCUUAUUGCAGAAAUGGGCGGAUGAGAGAUGCUUCACGAAUCUUUACAGAAAUGAAGGAUUCUGGAAUUGUUCCUGAUGUGAUCACAUACAAUACCUUUGUUUCAAGGUAUGCAGCUGAUGCGAUGUUUAUUGAUGCCAUUGAAGUGGUUCGUUACAUGAUCAAACAAGGUUGUAAGCCCAAUGAUAGCACAUACAACUCCAUUAUAGACUCAUAUUGUAAACUCAAUCGGAGAGAUGAGGCUCUAGCUUUUAUUAACAACCUACGCAAGCUUAAUCCUCAUGUUUCUAAGGAGGAAGUGACUAAAUUAUCAGAACGAUUGAUGAAGAAAUGAGUUUUUUAUUUUUUUAAAUUUUUUUAUAGAUUAUAGUUCAGUAGCAAUACCGUUUUGUUGUAUUCUCUCCCGUUUUCCUUUUUAUACAUGUAUACUGCGAAAAUAUGAGCAGUGUGCUAAUUGUCGUAUAUAGAAUUUCUUUUACAAUUUUGGGGGAUCCUUGUUAGAAUAGAUUCACAUGGUUCAACAAUGGUGAAAA
This is a messenger RNA of Lycium barbarum (goji berry), 2889 nucleotides long. RefSeq names its product pentatricopeptide repeat-containing protein At5g02860. The record is from RefSeq and is a predicted model, not a curated record. The transcript has a single exon. Gene Ontology annotation, molecular function: protein binding. Lineage: Eukaryota; Viridiplantae; Streptophyta; Magnoliopsida; Solanales; Solanaceae. Bases 198 to 2690 code for a protein of 830 amino acids.